GUCAGAACUGGCUUCUUGUCAGGAGAAAAUGGCGUCCCAGUGCAGCCUCUCUACAAUAUUUUCUUACCAAAGCAAGCUAGAUUGCGCCUUAGAAGAAACUACGACACAACAAGAGAAAGAAAAUCUUGUCUACCAGUAUUUGAAAAAACUAGACGAGAGAGAGGACCUGAAGAUACCUGAUUUCCAGACAGGCUUGGAAUGGCUGAACACGGAGGGGCCUCUGUCUUUGAACAAGGAGCUGGCUGGUAAAGUGGUGCUGCUGGACUUCUUCACCUACUGCUGCAUCAACUGCAUGCACAUCCUCCCUGACCUGCACCAGUUGGAGAAGAAGCACUCUGUCAAAGAUGGAUUGGUUGUUGUUGGUGUACACUCGGCUAAAUUCCCCAAUGAAAAGGUUGUGGACAACGUUUGCAGCGCUGUGCUCCGCUAUGACAUCCGCCAUCCAGUGGUGAAUGACAGUGAGGCACGCCUCUGGCAUGAACUGGAGGUGUCCUGCUGGCCCACGCUGGUCUUAUUGGGCCCACGUGGCAACCUGCUCUUCUCGCUGGUGGGUGAAGGCCACCGCGACAGGCUGAUGCUUUUUACGGACAGCGCCCUACGUUACUAUGGGGAGCAGGGUCUUCUGAAGACGCACACGGUGGGGAUCAAGCUGUACCGAGACUCCCUGCCACCCAGCGCCCUGUCUUUUCCUGGUAAGGUGGCCAUAGACAACAGCAAGAAAAGACUGGCCAUCGCAGACACUGGGCAUCACCGAAUUCUGGUGGUGUCCAAGACUGGGCAGCUGUUACAUGUCAUAGGAGGACCUGAAAGCGGGAGACAAGAUGGUGACUUGUCCGAAGCUUCCUUUAACUCCCCUCAAGGUGUGGCCAUUAAAGGGGACACGGUGUACGUGGCCGACACACAAAACCACCUGAUCCGAAAGAUUGACCUGUUAGAGGGAAGAGUCAGCACUCUAGCCGGAGUAGGUGCUCAAGGUACAGACAGAGUGGGCGGGGCCAUGGGCCCUCAGCAGCCUAUCAGCUCUCCUUGGGAUGUGACUCUUGGCACUGUGGGCGGUGUUGAAGAUAACGUAUUGUGGAUAGCCAUGGCAGGGACCCACCAGAUCUGGGCUUUGUUCCUAGCAGAUGGGAAACUGCCCAAAGGAAGUGAGUCCAAGGCAGGCAUGUGCGUGCGAUGGGCUGGCAGUGGCAGUGAGGAGAACCGAAACAACGCCUACCCCCACAAGGCAGGCUUUGCACAGCCUUCAGGCCUGGCUUUAGCCCCCGAGGAGCCCUGGAGCUGCCUGUAUGUGGCAGAUAGUGAAAGCAGCACCAUCCGCAUGCUGGGGCUGAAGGACGGAGCCGUCAAGUCGCUGGUCGGGGGAGAGAGAGACCCAAUGAACCUAUUUGCUUUCGGGGAUGUAGACGAGAAAGGGGUUGGCGCCAAACUGCAGCAUCCUCUUGGUGUUGCCUGGGCUCCUGAACAAAGUCUGCUCUAUGUGGCCGACUCCUACAACCACAAGAUCAAAGUGGUGGAUCCAAAGACAAAGCAGUGUAGCACAUUAGCAGGGAAUGGAGAGGCCGGAGAAUCUCUGCGCCCUGAAUUUAACGAAUCCUGCUUCAAUGAACCUGGAGGAAUCUGUGUUGGCGACAGCGGCAAGCUUCUCUACGUGGCUGAUACCAACAACCACCAAGUCAAAGUGCUGGACCUGGCCACCAAGACUGUCUCACUGUUCCCUAUCUCCAUGGAGUGCACGGACUCAGUCCCUUCAAAGCCCUCGGGUCCUGCCAAAGCCCCCACACUGCCUAAAUCAGCUGCCAGGAAAGAAAUGCUACCAGUGGCGGUGUCGGCAGGCCAGACUCUCGUCAUGUCACUCACCCUGUCGCUUCCAGAAGGAAGCAAACUCACUGAAGAGGCCCCUAGCUGCUGGGCUCUCUCAGCUGAGGGUAACGAGUGGCUGCUGGAAAGUCCGGUGGUUACUGGUGAUAUCGUGGAUCUGUCAAAGCCACUCUCCAUUUCAACCAAACUUCCAGCUGUUAUAAAGGACUUAAACAGCAACCCAGGCCUCACCUUGGGUGUAUGGGUGUACUAUUGUCUGGAAACAGGUAAAGCCUGUAUGAUGAAAGCAGUCUCCUUCACCCAGCCUCUUCAAAUAAGUGCCAGUCCUGGUGAGGAAGAGGUCACUGUUGCAUUGGCUCAUGCCUUCUAAUACCCCUUACCUGUCUUAAGUUCUGGAUGAAGAAAGAAAACAUGGAUUGUUUUUGACUGUCACUUUAGACAAAAAAAAUGCAAUUCAUACAAAUCGGAUUUUCAGGGGAAUUUCAUUUCAAACUACUCAGAAGCCCCCUCAACAAAACAUAAUGCAUCAGGGCUGUAAUGUUCUUGACUGUGUGUGACAGUUAGGAAUGCAAAUAGUUACAUCCCCAGGCAUCUUAUAAAGGCUGUACAGAAAACACAACUGCAGCCUAAAAAUCAAUAUGAUAUAUAUAGUAUAUAAGUAUAUAGCAACAGAUUGCUGUUAAGGACAGGCUGUACUGACUGUAAGAAAACCAUUUUUUCCGCUCAAAGUUACCUUCUCAUUUACAAAAUAGUGUUGCAGGACUAAAUUAAUGCAGAAAAUAAAAGAUAUACUGUGGAUUUAAUGAGAAAUUGGCAGGUGGUGAUGAUGGUGCUGGUGAUGGACAGAUUUCUGAUUUUGAAAAAUUAGAAGCCUUCUGCUCUUCUCACUAAAAUUAAGGCAGCUUUUUCGUUCACUCCCAUGAGAAAUUUACACAGUAGACAUGAAAAAGAGAGAGAGAAAAGUUUAAUGGAGCUGAUAUGUGGUUUAGACUCCGACAAAGACGUUUUAUUCUGCCUUCACUUGCACAAGCGUCACUUUUGAAUGCUAAUAUCGAGUUACUGCCAGAUUCUCAAAAAUAUGAUAUUGAAAUCCUUUCAUGGUGAUUAUUAGGAUAAAAAAAGUCUCAACGCGUUCCUUUAAUUUCAGUCUAGGGAGAGAAGAAGUAGGUGGAAAAUGACAGGAAUAAAACAUUUGAGAGGUUGAUAUGAAUUAUGCAGACACAUUUUUAUUAGCAUUCAUAUAUUAGAAAUGUCCAGCUACAGAGUAUUAAUUCACACCUUUGUACUUUAAAAAAAAUAAUAUAUUUCCGUGUGUGUGGUUGCUUUAGUGUACAGUCAGCAUGGAUGGUGCCUUCAGGUACACUAAUCAAGCUUUCAUAAAUAUUUGUCUGCAUGUGUGUCACCACAGGCCGAGUAGUUUUAAGUUGUUUACAGUCUCGAAAAGGCUAUGCUUAAUAGCUUAAAGCCUUUCUCUGUGUCUCUGCUCCCUGUAUGACUGAUUAUACUUCUAUUAUGAUUAUUCAUGACACAAGGAGCCCUUUUGAUUUAGACCAUGAAAUAUUGCUUUAAUCUAAGGAGUGAAUAAAGUGCCUGUUGUUGAUAAGCAACCUCGUGUUAACUGAUGACACCGACUGACUGCUGCUUGUGCGCUGUGAGGGACAUUGUGUUAAGAAAACAAAGUCUUAUUAAAAUCUCCCUACCAAGCAUUUACACGCUUUGUCUCUAGAUGAAGAGAUGCUCUAAUAAUGCAUUACUGUAAUACUUGUGUAAUAUAAUAUGAUAAUGUGGACAUUGUUGUUGUCAUUUUCCCUUAUUACAGCUGUCAGACAUGGGCCUGAGAGUGUUUUGGUUGUCAUCGCCAUCAUAUCUCCCAACAUAAUUGUGAAUGUACGACUGCUUUUUAUUUGGUUUGGAUCACUCGGCCCAAGUGCCUUGAAGACAGGUGUUACUGUAUCGAUGACACUUUAACUGUAUCAAAAGCAAUAUAACAGUAUAUUUCUGUAAUGGGAGAAAUGUUUUAUUCCCAAAAGUUAUUCAUUUCAAAUGAGCUGCAAAGGUUUUGCCGGUGUGUUUUCCCAGCCCUGUUAUCCCUCUGGCAUUUUUCUAAUGAACGGUAAUGAGCUUGAGUGGCUGCCUUUGGGCAUUAAGUUCCCAAUAUUGUUUGCCAGCUCUCACUUGAUUUCUUCUCACGGUACCACCUUUUCAGGCACAUUUUGGCAUGCUUUUUUUCUUCAGGGGGGGGGCCUUGUUAAUACGUCUGCUUCUUAUUGCUGCACUUUAAGAUGCAACAGAGCAAGAGGGACUAAUAAAACAUUUGCUUUAUCUA
Messenger RNA from Micropterus salmoides (largemouth bass), 4144 nucleotides. It is a transcript of the gene nhlrc2, whose product is annotated as NHL repeat containing 2. The transcript is spliced from 12 exons. Gene Ontology annotation, molecular function: protein binding. NCBI's taxonomy places the organism in Eukaryota, Metazoa, Chordata, Actinopteri, Centrarchiformes, Centrarchidae. The record is from RefSeq and is a predicted model, not a curated record. The coding region runs from base 29 to 2188 and encodes 719 amino acids.